UAGGGUCAAUUUGGGGAUAACACUGCAAUUGUCCAAACUUGUCUAUUCACAUUUAGUGCAAAUAGUUAUGAAUUUCUUUUGUAAAUUGAUGAGCGUGAGAGAGAAUAUUGCAAGGGGACAAGGAUUGUUUCACUGAGUCACUGGGUGUGGCUUGUGUGCGUCGACCAUGGCAGCUGAUACGCAGAGCGGUGGGAUGUUGUCGAGAGAACAGCUUUUGCAUCUUUCCGAGCGUUUCUCGUUCCUUACUUCCCAACCUGACGUAAAGAAAAGGAUUUCAGACGCUGUACAGGAUAAUCAGGAAGCUGUUGCUGUGACCACUGCGAUACAGGAAGAGAUAUUUUUGGAGAUGGGUGUUGAUCCAAGUUUUGGUAUUUCAUGCCUGGGAAAGAUCAGCACUGAAUAUGAGAAUGACCGAGAUUUGGUGAUUCAAUUUUAUAAAUUCCUCGCAAAAGAAGAGAUGGCCUGUGAUGAAGCUGAGCUUGGAGAAGAAGAAUUUGCAGAAAAAAUGCGCUAUCAACAAAAGUUACAAGAUCAGCAAUUAGAGAUGCUGAAGCACAUGCGCAAGUUUCACUUGGAUGAUCAAUCUGCCAUACUUGAGAAGUUACACCAGCAGAUGGAAAAUGACAAUUAUGAAAGCGAGGCAGCCUGUUUGUCUUCUGAGCAGAUCGAAGAGAUUGUUCCAAGGAAGGUGUCCCCUCUGUUCAUGCCAAGGUUGAGACCGUUCCCCGGUGCUGAGAAUUAUUGUUCCGGUGAAUAAGAACUUGAUGAAUAGAGGGUUCCAGAUAGAUCCAAUGUGCCCUUGAUAUGGCGAGAAGAAAAAAACCAUUACUCAUGCUCUGCUCUCUUGUCUAGUGGCUUAGCUGAUACAUGGUUGCUUCACCUCUUUGUUUACACAUUGACAUAUCUGAGCCUUUCCUUCAUCAAUGCAACAAUGUAAGAGAGGCUGUAACAAUAAUGUUCAAUAAGUUGGGCAAAUUGGACCAGCAGAAACAGUUGAGUAUCUAACACAAACCACCACACCCUCCCAAACAAGGUAUAAUUUAUUUAGAUUCAAUCUAUUUGGACAAAAUCAUGUAUGCUACACUACCUGGAGUCGUGUGGUGGUAGUUGUUUACUUCAUUCCUUAACCACC
Molecule: messenger RNA, 1132 nt
Organism: Lotus japonicus
Lineage: Eukaryota; Viridiplantae; Streptophyta; Magnoliopsida; Fabales; Fabaceae
Exons: 8
Coding region: 167-757 (196 amino acids)
Source: RefSeq, a predicted model, not a curated record